AAUUUGUCUGGUAAUUAAAUGCUUCAAACAUACUCCAUUCAGGCAUGACCAUCAGUUAGUUAUCAUACCAACCAUGAAGCACCAUAACAAAUCUUACCCACUCUUAUUUUCAUGGAUGAUGGAUCCCUUUCUAUAAAUUACAAUGCAUGAACUCCAUGCAGAAUCAUCACUGUGACCAAGUAACAUAUAGCCAUGUCUGCAUUGUUAGCCUCACUACUCAUUUUCUCGUUGUUCACUUCCGCAACUUCACUAAGCUCAAACUACUAUGCGAAAACAUGCCCUAAUGUCGAAUCACUCGUCAGAAAAGCAGUGAGGGACGCAGCGACAAGUGACAAGAAAGUCCCUGCGGCGUUGCUAAGGAUGCACUUCCAUGACUGUUUCAUAAGGGGGUGUGAUGCUUCUGUUUUGCUGGAUUCUAAGGGAAAAAACAAAGCUGAAAAGGACGGGCCACCAAAUAUUUCGUUGCAUGCAUUUUAUGUCAUCGAUAAUGCUAAGAAAGCAGUCGAAUCUGCGUGCCCAGGAAUAGUUUCGUGUGCUGAUAUCUUAGCUUUAGCGGCUAGGGAUUCCGUCGUGCUGUCUGGAGGGCCAUCAUGGGAUGUUCCUAAAGGAAGAAAAGAUGGAAGAACAUCAUUAGCAAGUGAAACAUUACAACUCCCCUUUCCUACCUUCAAUAUAUCCCAACUUCAAAAAAGCUUUGCUCAAAGAGGUCUAUCUCUAGAUGACCUAGUGGCACUUUCAGGUGGUCAUACUCUUGGUUUCUCCCAUUGCUCAUCAUUCAAAAGCCGAAUCCACAACUUCAACUCAGUAACUGAUGUUGACCCGUCACUCAACCCUUCAUUUGCCGCAAGUUUAAAGAAAAUUUGUCCAGUCAAAAACGCAAAGAACGCAGGAGUUCCAAUGGAUCCUUCUUCUACAAGUUUCGAUAAUAAAUACUACAAACUUAUUUUCCAAAAAAAAGUCUUAUUUUCUUCGGAUAAAGCUUUGCUUGAUUUGCCGAAAACUAGAAAUCUGGCAGCAAAGUUUGCGGGUUCAAAAUACGCAUUCACAAAUGCAUUUGUAAACUCCAUGAUCAAGAUGAGUAGCAUUACAGGUGGUCAAGAGGUCAGAAAGAACUGUAGGGUCGUAAAUUAGACUACCCGCAAGGACAUAUAUGUAAUUUCGAGUGAGAGUGUUCUCUGUUUGCUGUUCAGAAAGGUGUGGAUGUUAAGCUAGUUGUGGCAAGUUUAUGAGAUAAAAAGGGAAGCCUUUGCAAGAAUAUGACAUGGUCAUAUUAAAUUUAUUAUAAUAAUGUUCAUGUUUAUGAUAUAAUGGAAGAUGCAUUUCAUUUG
Molecule: messenger RNA, 1328 nt
Organism: Helianthus annuus (common sunflower)
Lineage: Eukaryota; Viridiplantae; Streptophyta; Magnoliopsida; Asterales; Asteraceae
Product: peroxidase 64
Exons: 4
Coding region: 193-1131 (312 amino acids)
Biological process (GO): hydrogen peroxide catabolic process; response to oxidative stress
Cellular component (GO): plant-type cell wall; plasmodesma
Molecular function (GO): heme binding; peroxidase activity
Source: RefSeq, a predicted model, not a curated record